Oryza sativa Japonica Group (Japanese rice) is the source of this 726-nucleotide messenger RNA. RefSeq lists its product as uncharacterized. NCBI's taxonomy places the organism in Eukaryota, Viridiplantae, Streptophyta, Magnoliopsida, Poales, Poaceae. The record is from RefSeq and is a predicted model, not a curated record.
UCUUCCACCACACCAAUCUCUCAACCCAUUUGCACAAACAAAACACAACACAUUUCCAAACCAAAAACUUCUCUUCUAAUUUUCUCUGAAACUACCGCUCCAAUGGCUUCACAGAUCGAGAGCCACCGCGCCGGCGCGGAGAUCGUCAACGGCGAUGACAUCUGCAGGAAGAAGUCCAUCGAGCUUCUGGGAGAGCUCGGCCUCCCCAUGGGGCUCCUGCCAUUGGAGGACAUCGAGGAGUUCGGCUACAACCGGGAGACCGGGUUCAUCUGGAUGGUGCAGAGGAAGAAGAAGAUCGAGCACGUCUUCAAGAAGAUCAAGCAGAACGUGUCCUACGCCGGUGAGGUGACGGCGUUCGUCGAGAAGGGGAAGCUGAAGAAGAUCACCGGCGUGAAGACCAAGGAGCUGAUGCUCUGGCUCAGCAUCGUCGAGGUGUACGCCGCCGAGGCGUCGCCGGAGAAGGUGACCUUCAAGAGUGGCGCCGGAAUCUGCAAGACCUUUGACGCCGCUGCAUUUGCACCUGGGGAGUAAGGACUUGGAAUUGAUUUGCUUGCAUUGUUCGAAAUGAUGCGAAAAGUUUAUGGUAAAAAUGUCCGUGUCAAAGAAGGAUGGAACUUCUGUUGUUUCAUGCAUUAAGCUCAUGUACUCAGCAGUGUCAUGUACACUGCGUUGUGAUCAAAUCUAUUACCAUUAUGUAAUAAUGAAAUUAAUUUUAAAAGAUUACAA